Messenger RNA from Clunio marinus, 1789 nucleotides. The record is from the annotation of a GenBank genome assembly. NCBI's taxonomy places the organism in Eukaryota, Metazoa, Arthropoda, Insecta, Diptera, Chironomidae.
AUGACAGAGACUCCAGCAUGGAAACGAUUCAGUGACAUGCAGAUGCAGCGUUCUCGUGGAAUGCUUUUACCACGAGCAGUGAAUGCUGUUCAAGAUAUUGUUAGAGGAAUAAGACAAGCGGGAAGAGUUGUUGUUACCACAAAAGACGGCGCGUUACGUGGCAGAUAUUUGCAAUAUAAAACAGGAACUGCAGGCGGAUAUUAUAGUUUUCAGGGUAUGAGGUAUGGAAAGGCUCCAAUUGGAGAUAGAAGAUUUAAAGCUCCACUACCAGAAGUUCCUUGGAAAGGAAUUAGAUCGGCAUUAAGAGAAGGUGCUAGUUGUCCUCAUCGAAAUAUGAUUCUAGAGAACUAUAAGGGAAAUGAAGAUUGUCUUUAUUUAAAUGUUUACACUCCAAAACUUCCCGAAUCUUUCUUAGAUGAAGAUCCUAAACUUCCUGUACUCUUCUGGAUUCACGGUGGUGGUUUUCAGUUCGGAAAUGGAAAUGCUUUUUUCUAUGGACCUGAUUACCUUAUCCAAGAGGAUAUAAUAUUAGUAACAAUCAACUAUCGACUAGGUGCUUUAGGUUUUUUAAACAUUGGAACUCCAGAUGCACCUGGAAACGCUGGUUUAAAAGAUCAGGUUUUAGCUCUUAAAUGGGUUCAUGAUAAUAUUGAUGUCUUCGGAGGUGAUCCGAAUGAAAUUACUAUUGGUGGUCAGUCAGCAGGAUCUGCUUCAGUUAAUCCUCAACAAAUAGUUGAUGCGUCUUCAAAAACGUUAACAGAAGAAGAUGCCAAAAAUAAUGUUGGACUUGCUUUUGUACCGUCAAUGGAAAUGGAAAUGGAUUCAUUGGGAGAACAUGACGCUGCCUUUUUAACUGAAGAUCCAAGAAAAAUCUUGACAGAAGGAAAAUUCAAUAAAGUUCCACUUCUUAUAGGCUAUAAUGCUAAUGAAGCUAUGCUGUUCUUAAGACGAUUUCGAAAAGAUAAAACUCUCUUGGAUAAAUAUGAAAAUGAUUUCAAUCGCUUAAUUCCAACAGAUUUAAACGUAACUCAAGGGCGGAAUUCGAGCGAAGCUAAUUUGGUUGCAGACAGAAUACGUGAUUUCUAUUUAGGAGGUCGUCCAAUCAGCCAAGAUACAAUUGAAGAAAUGAUAUUUCUUUUAACUGAUGAGAUGUUUGUCAGAGGUAUGACAAAUGCUGUUAAAUUUCAUGCAAAAUUUACACCAAAUGCUACAUUCGUUUAUCGAUUUGCUUAUGACGGUGCUUUGGGUCUUUAUAAAAGAAUUUUAAAUGUAAACCGUCCGGGAAUUUGUCAUGGUGAUGAAUUAGGAUACCUUUUCUAUUUCGGAAUCUUUAAUGUUAAACUCGAUCCCUUAUCGUCAGAAAUAAUAACAAAGCAGCGGAUGGUAAAAAUGUGGACUAACUUUGUAAAAUAUGGAGAUCCAACACCACUUGGCAAUGGAGAUGAAUCUCUUUCCAUCAAAUGGGAACCAGUAAAAACUAUGCAACCCUACCAAAUUCCUUACCUAGACAUAACUAACAAGUUGGAAAUGAAAAGAAAUCCAGAAACUGAGCGAAUGGAAUUUUGGGACGAUUUAUACGAGCAAUACAACGGUGAUUUUAUGUACCUAACAGAGAUUGUAAAAAAUAAAAUCAAGAAUUCAUAGAAAAGAAAUUUCGGCCACAUAAGAAAAAGCAGAAGCAUGUAUAUAACAAUUAAUUCCUACGAGACGAGAUGAAUGUAACCAUAUGUAAGUGUCACGAGCUAUUACAAAAACAAUUUGAAUGUUAAGUUUUCACAGAUAUAAAUCU